Messenger RNA from Sodiomyces alkalinus F11, 2470 nucleotides. Its product is annotated as cytochrome P450 52A11. The record is from RefSeq and is a predicted model, not a curated record. The transcript has 3 exons. Lineage: Eukaryota; Fungi; Ascomycota; Sordariomycetes; Glomerellales; Plectosphaerellaceae. Gene Ontology annotation, molecular function: monooxygenase activity; oxidoreductase activity, acting on paired donors, with incorporation or reduction of molecular oxygen; heme binding. Bases 489 to 2090 code for a protein of 533 amino acids.
CCUGUCUUCUUGUCAACAAUGGUUUCUCAGUUGGCUGUGUUGUCCAUUCGUCUGCAGAUCUAUGCCAUAUUCCCAUCAUUCUAAAUUGGGCUGUCGCUGUAAUUCUGUUGAAUUGGCCCCGAAACUCCCAGUCUUUCGGUCUUCUUCUGUUGGACUGAUAUAGCCAAAUAGCGGACACUUGACGAGAGCGAAGUUACAGACACACACAGAGAGAGAGAGAGAGAGAGAGAGAGAGAAGGGCGGGGGGGAUUUGUUGCGCCAGCCUUGGUCCGGACAUCAGUUCACUUUUUCUCUGUUGCCUACUGUCCCUACAGGGUUCCGCUUCUCUUUAUAUAUCUUCCGGAUCCUCUCACAUAACAUCCACUCCAACGAGCUCAACUCGCCUGUUCAAACUCGCUACCAGCUACUUUCUCUCGCCUGUCACCCGCCAAAGGCUCUGCCUACUACUUUCUCUCUUGGGAGGGUUCCCUUCUACCUCCACUGUCAACAUGGGCUUCCUCGAAGUAGUCCUGGAGCGGGCCUCCAUCUCAUCUAUCGCUGGCUUCCUUGCGUUCAUGGUCCUCCUAUGGGCCAUCACGAACCGUCUCGACAAGUAUCUUCGCUUACGCCGCCUUCCAGGUGCUCCGGGGAAGAUUAUGCCGGGGACCUUUCCCUUGGGCAUCCGCUUCGUAUACCGUGCGGUCAAGUCCGCCCGGAACCACACCAACCUGGACUUCUGGCUCGACAACUUCUCCGCAGUCGGCGGGUACACUGGCGAGACCAACGUGUUGGGCCAGACCGUCAUCUCCACGGCCGACCCGGAGAACAUCAAGGCCAUCCUCGCCACUCAGUUCUCCGACUUUGGCAAGGGGGCGCCGUUCCACGAGGAGUGGAAGGACUUUUUGGGCGACAGCAUCUUCACCACCGACGGCCACAUGUGGCAUACCAGCCGCCAGCUCAUCCGUCCUCAGUUUAUUCGUGACCGGGUCAGCGACCUCCACUGCUUCGAGUCGCACAUCCAGACCCUCUUCCGCGCCAUUGCCAAUGGUGGUGUCUUGACCUCCAGCGACCAGCCUGUGGACUUUGACCAGGUCAACGGCCGCGUGCUUGAUAUCAGCGAUCUCUUCUUCCGCUAUACCCUGGACUGUGCUACGGACUUUUUACUGGGUCACGAUGUCCAGUCCAUGACGACCCCCAAUCAAAAAUUCGCCGAAGCGUUCAACGAAGUCCAGCGAGUCCAGAGCAUCCUCGCCCGCGCCGGCCGUUUCCGGCCCUUGAUAGAUCGCAAGUCCUUCUUCGCCGGCCUGGAAGUCAUCAACUCCUUCGUGAACCAGUACAUCGACCGCGCCCUCCUCCUGAGCCCCGACGAGUUGGCCUCCAAGGCCAAGUCCGACAAGGGCUACACCUUCCUCCACGAGCUCGCCAGCUUUACCCGCGACCGCAAGGUCCUUCGCGACCAGCUCGUCGCCAUCCUCCUCGCCGGUCGCGACACCACCGCCAGCACCCUCUCGUGGACCCUCUACGAGCUCGGCCGCCACCCGGACGCCGUGCGCAAGCUCCGCGCCGAGAUCCUCGAGCACGUCGGCCCGGACCGCGCCCCCAGCUACGCCGACCUCAAGGCGAUGAAGUACCUGCAGAACGUCAUGAACGAGACCCUCCGCCUCUACCCCGUCGUCCCCUUCAACGUCCGCCUCGCCCUCCACGACACCACCCUGCCCCGCGGCGGCGGCCCCGACGGCUCCCAGCCGCUGCCCGUCCUCAAACACACCCCCGUCAGCUACUCCACCCUCGCCAUGCAGCGCCGUGCCGACCUCUACCCGGGCCCCUCGGACACCUUCGCCCCGCACGACGUCUUCUCCCCCGACCGCUGGUUCCACUGGCAGCCCAAGCCGUGGACCUACAUCCCCUUCAACGGCGGGCCGCGCAUCUGCAUCGGCCAGCAGUUCGCCCUUACGGAGAUGAGCUACGUGCUUUGCCGCAUGUUCCAGCGCUACGAGCGCGUCGAGAGCUACAUGCGGGAUGUCGACGGCGGCGACCCCUGUCUCAAGGCCGACAUCGUCUUGCAACCGGGUCAUGGUGUCAAGGUUGCCUUUUGGGAACCAGAAAAGUAGUAAGGAGGGUGAAGUGUGGGUAUUUAUUGUGUGCAACAGGUACCGAGACGUCUUUCUAUCUAUCCCAUCAACUCCUUUUUUUUUUCAUCAUCUUUCUCCAAGAAAGAGGGUUGGAACCUGAGCACAGGGGACUGUUUUAUGAGACUCGUGAAGCUCAGAAGGCGGCGAUUGCCUUGCAUUUUAUGAUGUGAAUGACCAACAUGACCGACUGCUGCGAGGCACCGUAUUAUUGAAAUGUAUUCGAAAGUUAAGAUCAUCUCUGCAAAAGAAUACCCAAUGACUUCAUAUUCAGUGGACGUGCUUCUCUCAAGUCAUAAGCUAGGUCUAUGAUCUGGUGCGACGUGAUAUGCAAGUCAUUUAACGUGAUGCUAUUCCGAUGC